This is a messenger RNA of Eleginops maclovinus (Patagonian blennie), 3287 nucleotides long. RefSeq names its product shisa family member 4 (gene shisa4). The record is from RefSeq and is a predicted model, not a curated record. Lineage: Eukaryota; Metazoa; Chordata; Actinopteri; Perciformes; Eleginopidae. The transcript has 5 exons. The coding region runs from base 175 to 798 and encodes 207 amino acids.
UUCUCCGGGCUGCACGGCGUCACAGCGAUGUGUCAUCUCGACGGAUAAAUUACCGCUACUCCUCUAUGCUGUUCCGUAGCCAAGGCAAUGUUUGCCAACGACCGUUAGUCGGGUUAUUAUUGUUAUUUGCACCUGUUCUUCACAAUAUCCCUCUCUUAGUGUUGAAUUAGCAGGAUGUUUCCAGCGGGCAACAUGUCGCUCAUGGCGGCGGGUUUGGUGCUGCUCACCGUGGUCCUAUGCUCUUCUCACGUCAGUGCGAAUGAGGACUGUCUGUGGUACGUGGAUAAAAACGGCACCUGGCACAACGGCUUCGACUGCCCUCUCAUCACGUUCUGCUGCGGGAACUGCCACCGACGCUACUGCUGCCUGGACGCCUUCAAGAUGAUCACAGAGAGGGAGCAGAAACGCUGCAUGCUCUUCCAGUUCAGCCCCACUACGUUAGCCGGCAUCGCCUCCUCUAUCCUCCUGUUUGUGGCCAUCAUCGCCACCAUGGUCUGCUGCUUCAUGUGCUCCUGCUGUUACCUCUACCAGAGGAGGCAGCAGAGGGGCAGGACGCCCUACGAUGCCCAGCACAUCCCCAUGGCCAGCUAUCCAGUGGAGCCAAUGUAUGAUGCUUACGGGAAACCCCUAGGACCCCACGAGUAUCUACAUGCAGGGUAUCCGAUGGCGCCCCAGUACCCGGGCAUGCCCCCACAGUACCCUAUGAUGCCACCUGGACAUUAUCCCCCACACAUGAUGGAUCCUGCAUACGGCCAGGCCCCCCCACCUUACUCACCACCUCAGUAUCCUGGUCAUUGAUGGGCUCAUCCACACACACACACACACACACACACACACACACACACACACACACACACACACACACACACACACACACACACAAGUGGGAAACAACAGCAAUUGAGAAAAAGGACUGUUUGAAAAUAAAAGGCAGCAACAAUCUCACACUCAAACACACUGUCAUACACACACACACACACACACACACACACACACACACACACUACAGCUCGACCAGCAGCAGGCACUUUAAGUUAGUGUUUUUUUUAUGUAUAUUUACAAUGUUGUCCUACUUUUCUGGAGUAUUUAGUCAAAAUCUGGUCCGCAUCCUGGCGACUACUUGCUCCCGUCUGGUUUUGCGGAGGCUGUCACACUCUCCCUCAAAGUGACUCUGUGCUGCCACUUUGGGCUCUGGCACCUCAAUGACAGGGUGUCUCCUGAAGACGGGGGUCAUUACCUUACAGGAAAGGGGUCAGACGGGAUUUUCUAAAAAAUUAAACACGCUUCCUCUUUAGAUUUUCGAGAGAAGAGUGAUUUAGUUUGUCACUUUUGAUGAAUUUGAAUCAAUGAAUAACUGCCUGAAGCUACAUUCCAGGCCAAACACUAAUAUGAUUACAUGAUGUAUUUAUUUCUGCAUUUGAUGUUUUUCCCCACGUGAUGUGAUAGGGGCUGAGAGGAAAACCAAACUACAUGUUUGAACAAAAGGUGAAAUAUGUGGCUCAAAAUGGCAGCGUGAUCCUGUCCUAAAUGUGCAGAAUGACUUUAAGGUACUCUUUAUUCCGUGUAAGAAGCCUUUAGUCGUCUUUUGUUCCAACUUUUCUUCUUUGUAUCUGACUUGACUAAUUUACGUCAUGGUGGUAUAUUAGCUGCAACACACAAUGUAACAUCUCGCCAUCAGCAUGCUACCCCAGUCAAAGUAAUCUGUCCUCUCAUGCUUCUCUUCUGGUUUUAAAUGAAUUAGAAAUCUUUAGACUAAUCCCAUAAUGCCAGGUAGGAUGUUUUCCAGUGAUUUCAUGUUUAUGUUGUUAAUGUUUAUUUUUUGUAAUGUAUCAGGUCAGGAGAGAUGCAGGUCAAUGCUGCUCACUUAAAACAAAUGUUCAGACUACAUUAAAUGACCAUGAAGAGGAAAAAACUGAUUCAUAUUUAAAAUGUGUUUUUCAUAUUCUUCAGCUGAAUAUGUUAUGAUAAUGUAACACGUUAUGUUAAACAAAAUUGUAAAUCCUAACAUAGAAUACGUUUGGUAUUUAUUAUAAUAAUUGAGGGUACUUUUUACUGUGAAUGGGUUCUCACCUUGUGGACUAGCUCCAAAGCCAAAAAAUGAAGUCUAUUUUAUUAAUCACCUCUCUUUUAAAAUUAAAGUUUGACAUUUUGGGAAUAUAUCUGGGAUUUCUUAGAAUCCUUAGCAGGUAUAAGUAAUCAUUUUAACAAUGCAGUGGCAGACCAGAGUUAAAUUACAGUUUUCUGUAAAUAUAAUAUUAUUGUCAAAAAGAAGAUUUCAUAUAUGAACAACCUUAUUGUUCCUAAAGAUUAAAUUAUGUCCCAUUUUCCGGUCAUAUUUGGGCUUUAAAUGUCGGAUUUCUACCUUUCUUUUAAAUUUCUAUAAUGAACUGCAAUAACAUACUUAAACAUUUCAGAUAUAAACAAUCAAAUUGUUGCUCAUCAUAAUUGUAAUAUCAAAUACAUAAUGUAAUUGAGAAAAUAAAAAAAUUGCUUAGUAAAUAUUUUUAUUUGAAAUUUCAAUUUCGAUUAUUAGCGGUUUCCCUCUCUUUACAGUAUUUGGGCUAAGCUAACUUUUAAAGUUACCACACAGAUGCAAGUGGUAUCAGUCUUCUGAUCUGGCGGUCAACGACGAGCUAAGCAGAUAGGUGCGUCUCCCAAAAUGUCAAACCUCCUUUUAAUUCACACUUACAGAUUUGGGCUCAUGUGAGGUCAGGGCCUGUAACCUGUAAUGAUUCUGUAAUUGGCUUUAGCAUCUUGCACAGCCCUGUUCCUUUUUGUAAGAUGUGUGAAUUGUGAUGCAUCGAGCACGUGUUGUACAGUAAGCUGUCUGACUACUAAUAGGUGAUGAUGAUCUUUAUCGGGUGUAAUGUAUCUCAUGUCGAAGUGAGACAUUAAUAAUAUUAUGCUGAUCGAUUAGAGAAGUCUGGGCACUUCCUUGGGACUCACUGCUGUAACUUGUCCCCAAACGAGAACUAUCUCUGCUAGUUUACAGAAUAAAUUGUUUCCUUAAAUGGCCAAGUCCAUUUGUACAGAUUUGUUGAGCCAUUGUAAAGCACAAAGAACACUGGACUUUUUCUUCGUGAGAUGCUUUCAUAUGUAGUUUGACAAAACAUUUGCUCUAAACCAACUCCAUGAGUGUGUUUACUGAAACUGACAUCAGUUGGCAAAAUAACUUGUCUAGAUAUGUUACUUUUUGUCUUGUCAUAUGGAUGGAAUGACACUUUAACAUAAAGUAAGUAAAAAGUUUUUAUUUCUAUUAACAUAAAAUCUAACUUUGGAAUGUAAAA